Messenger RNA from Salvelinus namaycush (lake trout), 1489 nucleotides. Its product is annotated as zinc finger protein 583-like. NCBI's taxonomy places the organism in Eukaryota, Metazoa, Chordata, Actinopteri, Salmoniformes, Salmonidae. The transcript has 3 exons. Gene Ontology annotation, molecular function: RNA polymerase II cis-regulatory region sequence-specific DNA binding; DNA-binding transcription factor activity. Bases 382 to 1146 code for a protein of 254 amino acids. Gene Ontology annotation, biological process: regulation of transcription by RNA polymerase II. The record is from RefSeq and is a predicted model, not a curated record.
CACUAUUGAUGAGGGGAGUGGAACCUCAACCCAGCACAUUAUCGUGAUAGAGUCUGCAGAUGCAGAGGCUACAGGUCCUGGGGUCAAGCUGGAGAAGACUGAAGGAGAGGUGGAACCACGGCAAAGCAGAGACAUCCAGACUGGAGCGCCCCCUGUAGCCACAAAGGACCCCACCAUCGCCCCAGCGCCGCCCAGGACCCGACGUAGCAUCACAGAGGAUCUGACCCAGAGAGACUGGUGCCACUGGGCUGUCCUCCUGCUCCCGCUCCCGGCUCAGAGUACUCACCGGUAUUUCAUCAGAUCCAGAGGACGGUUCAUUCCCAUGGUGAUGGUGACGCUUUAGACACUGGGGUUGAUCUGUCUUGUUCUUACGCUACAGAGAUGGACCCUGACAACAUGACCUUGGGUUUGGAGACACAGACUGAUCUGUCUAGAAGGGACUGGAACCAGUACAGUAGUACUGUAUACUCUGAAGGGUGCCUAGAUAAGAAAGGGGAGGUUAUAGUGGUAGAUGAGGUGAAAGUGGAGGGCCACGCUCCUCCCACAUGGAAUGCAGAUAGUCACCUAGGAGACGGACACUUACAGGGCAGAGAUUUCUUAGAUUACAGGGGAAGUUCAGAGACAAAUCAACAUUUUGUCACCCACUCCCCUUUACACACGCUCAGGGAUCGCGACCCAGUAUCUACGUCGAUGGGGCCUCCUGAUUCACAUGGCCACGUCCUUUUCGAUCAGGUAUUGAACUCAAUCGACAGGGCUAGAGCCCAGGCUCAGGGAGGGGGAGCAACAUCAGGCAAUAGUAAAGAGAAACGGUUCCUCUGCAUGUUCUGUAACAAAGGUUUCAGCUGCCCCCAGAAAGUGGAGAUCCACCAGAGGGUCCACACAGGGGAGAAACCCUUCAGCUGUACCCAGUGUUACAUGUGCUUCGCCCAGGCUGGUGAUCUGAAGAGGCACCAGAUGGUCCACACAGGGGAGAAACCAUACAGCUGCCCCCAGUGUGAGAAGAAGUUCUCCCGCCAGCACCAGCUGAAGAGGCACCUGAAGGUCCACACGGGAGAGAGGCCGUUUGCCUGUGCACACUGCAGGAAGAGGUUCUCAGAGAGAAGCUACCUCAGGAUACACCAGGAGAAAAACCAUUCUACUCUAUAACAUAGAAAGUCACCAUUCCACUCGAUACCAUCUGACGUUUAGAUCAAACCCUGCAUUAAAUACAGAUUAAUUGUAAUUGUUGUCAACAGAAAAUACCCACAGAUGCAUUUGAAAUAACGAGAGUAACCGAUUUCAGUGUUCAAUAUUCCUGGGUAGAAUAUUGCAUCCAGUGUGAUAUACACUGAGUAUACAAAACAUUAAGAACCUCUGCUCUUUCCAUGACAGACUGACUAGGUGAAGGCUUUGAUCACUUAUUAAAUCAACUUCAAUCAGUGUAGAUGAAGGGGAGGAGACGGGUUAAACAAGGAUUUUUAAACCUUGAGACAAUUGAGACAUGGAUUGU